UCCUUUACAACCAAAAUUUCAUAAAAUAAAAAAUGAAGGAAAUAAGGGAUUAAAAAUUCCCUUCCUUAUUUAUAAAACCCCAAUUUUUAUUUUUUAGUGAAAACAAACAUUAAAAGAGUCUCAACUCUCAAGAAAGAAGAAAAAAUGGAGGUGUUGAGACUCUGUUUAAUGGCUAUUUUUGGUUUGGUUAUGGCUUUGGUUAUUCCUUCUAUCAAUGCUCAAGUACCUGAGCCUGCUCCUGCUCCUACAAGUGAUGGAGUUGCAAUUGACCAAGGUAUAGCUUAUGUGCUAAUGUUGGUUGCUUUGGCAGUUACUUAUAUGAUUCAUUAGGCAAUGUGAUACAGCUUCCAUUGCAGUUUUUUUCUUAUUAUUUUUUCUGGUUGUGAUUAAUUUCAUUCUCUUGUAUUCUUUUUAGAGGUUGAAAUUUUCUAAUUUCUUUUAUUCAAUUAUUAAAUCGUAGAAAUUCUUUAUA
Molecule: messenger RNA, 472 nt
Organism: Solanum stenotomum
Lineage: Eukaryota; Viridiplantae; Streptophyta; Magnoliopsida; Solanales; Solanaceae
Product: arabinogalactan protein 41-like
Exons: 2
Coding region: 145-330 (61 amino acids)
Source: RefSeq, a predicted model, not a curated record